AUGGACAGCUACCUACGAGCCUGGCGCGAGGAUGCGCUCAAUAAACACCAAUAUGAUUCCGCCAUCUUUGUAGGAGACAAACUGUUGGCCAUAACAAACUCCGACUCGGACGCUUUCGCACUCGCGCAAACCCACUUCGCUGCUGGAAACUACACACGCGCUCUGGCUUUUGUCUCAAGAUCAGACUUGACAGCGCGAUCGCCCGCAUCGCGCUAWCUCGCAGCACAUUGUUACGUCAAACAGGGUCGACACGAGGAUGCUCUGGCUCUGCUGGGAGAGAAGAACCCGCUCCACCUGGUCACGUCCUCAGAUCCUACCCGGCGCAAGCUGCAGCAUGUCAGCAAUGGAUUGUCCGUUAAGCAGCACGGCAAAUCGCGAAUUCCAAAUCAAACCGACAGAAUAGAYCGGAGUGAGGAGAGAGACCGAGAGUCCCCAGACAGCCUCAAAUAUGAAGCCGGAAUGUGCUACCUAAGAGGACUGUGUUUUGCCAAACAGAAUGCCUUUGAUCGUGCAAAAGAGUGCUACAAAGACGCGGUGCGGAUAGACGUGCAGUGUUUCGAGGCAUUUGAUCAGCUGGUAAAGAACUCUUUGAUGAGCCCGGGCGAGGAAUGGGACUUCUUGGACAGCCUCAGCUUCGACAGCAUACGUACCGACCCAGCGGAAGCCUCCGUUCGUUCAGAAGCAGCAGACUUUACGCGGAAUCUCUAUUCGACACGACUGUCAAAAUAUGCCCGACCGGAAGUCUUCAACACUGCAAUUGAGACCUUGUCUACACACUACCAGCUCGGUAAGAACGCUGAUAUCCUGCUGUCCAAGGCUGAAUUGCUCUUCACGAGCUCCCGGUUCCAGGAUGCGGUGGGUCUUACAACACAGAUCCUGAGUGUGGACCCGUACAACUUUGCAUGCGUACCUCUUCACCUAGCACUCCUUGCUCAGCUUGGCCACACACACGCGCUAUUCUCCCUCUCACAUGACCUGGCCGACACUCAUCCCGGAGAGCCAUGCACAUGGCUUGCCGUUGGUACCUACUAUCUCUCCAUGAACCGCAUCCCAGAGGCGAGAUCCUACUUUUCCAAGGCKAGUUUAAUGGACCCUCAUUUUGGUGCAGCUUGGAUUGGUUUUGCACAUACAUUUGCUGCCGAGGGCGAGAGUGAUCAGGCGAUUGCGGCAUACAGCAYGGCGGCACGUCUUUUCCAAGGAACGCAUCUACCUCAGCUCUUCCUCGGUAUGCAAGAGAUCGCACUGGGAAACCUCACAAUCGCCCGAGAGUACUUGACUGCGGCCUGGGCUCUUUGUGACCGUGACCCUCUUCUCAUCAACGAAAUAGGAGUCGUUGCAUAUCUGGAGGAGAACUUCGAGAGUGCAGUGCGGCACUUUGAGCUUGCGCUUCACAUAGCAGAGGACAAUGGAGCUCCGCCACACCAGUACAGCAGCACUCGUCUCAACUUGGCACAUGCACUUCGAAAAAGUGAAGACUUCCAAGGCGCGCUCGAUCAGUUCGAUGAAGUCAUCAGGUUGGGCCUACGAGAUGCAGGCGUGUUUGGGUCGAAAGGUCUUGUCCUUUUGGAACUGGAUCAACCUUUCGAAGCCACCAUCGCCCUUCAUGAGGCUCUUGCGCUCAGUCCACAAGACCCCAUUGCGAGCGAUUUACUGGCCAAAGCUCUUUCCCAAUUGGAAGAUGUGGGAGUUCUUGGAGGUGCAGACGAACACGAUCUGGACCUGGGCCUGCAGAGCAAACUUGCACAAGUUCGAAGAACCCGCGGCGCUCCUGGCGCCCGAAGGAGAAGGGCAAUUCGGCAGCUUGACGAUAGUAUGGACUUGGACGGCGGAUCGAGUAUGCGGAAAGGACAGCUGGGGUUACCUUAG
Molecule: messenger RNA, 1866 nt
Organism: Ramularia collo-cygni
Lineage: Eukaryota; Fungi; Ascomycota; Dothideomycetes; Mycosphaerellales; Mycosphaerellaceae
Product: related to anaphase control protein cut9
Exons: 2
Coding region: 1-1866 (621 amino acids)
Biological process (GO): cell division
Molecular function (GO): protein binding
Source: RefSeq, a predicted model, not a curated record